Messenger RNA from Triplophysa dalaica, 1874 nucleotides. It is a transcript of the gene plpp7a, whose product is annotated as phospholipid phosphatase 7a (inactive). Gene Ontology annotation, cellular component: nuclear envelope. The record is from RefSeq and is a predicted model, not a curated record. The transcript has 2 exons. Bases 195 to 1064 code for a protein of 289 amino acids. NCBI's taxonomy places the organism in Eukaryota, Metazoa, Chordata, Actinopteri, Cypriniformes, Nemacheilidae. Gene Ontology annotation, molecular function: sphingosine-1-phosphate phosphatase activity.
GUGCACUGCGUGAAACCGACAUGUUGUUGCGUCUCAUGUGUCCAGGCGGCUGGUAUGUCUAUUUAUAGUGUAACUGGAAUAGAAGUCGCAACACUGAGAACAGAGCAAGACAUGAUCGGGCUAUGGACCUGCUAGACUGACUCUCAUUGUGACGAACGGGACACCAAAAUACAUUUAGACUAAAAGGUCCUCAGAUGAGCAAGAUGCCCGCGAACCAGACUAGAUCCAGGGUGAAGGCGCGUAACAAUGUGCUGAACAGACCGGAGUUCAUGUCUCUAAAUCAGCCUCUGAAGAGCGCUACCGCUGAAGCGCGCGGCACCGCGCGGAGGCCGUCGCAGAGACCCCAGCCGAGCCAGAACCCGCCGAGCGAGAGUGCACAAAACGAGUCUGCCGAAAAUAAUAAAGACAAUAAGGAGAUGCCAGAAGAAGAUUGCAUGCAACUGAAUCCCUCGUUCAAAGGAAUUGCUAUAAACUCUCUUCUGGCCAUAGACAUCUGCUUGUCCAAGAGGGUCGGUGUGUGCGCGCACACGACAUCAUCUUGGGGAAGCGUGCGCUCUAUGGUGAAGCUGCUCGCGCUCACCGGACAUGGCAUCCCGUGGAUUUUCGGGACAAUUGUGUGUCUGACGAGAAGCAACACGUUGGCAGGUCAAGAGGUUUUGGUCAAUUUGCUACUAGCUCUAUUACUGGAUGUGAUGACCGUAGCAGGCAUGCAGAAGCUUGUGAAGCGCAAAGGGCCCUGGGAAAUGGCACCCAGUUUCCUUGACUACUUGGCCAUGGACAUCUAUUCUUUUCCAGCAGCCCAUGCGAGCCGAGCAGCCAUGGUAUCCAAAUUCCUGUUAUCACACUUGGUGCUAGCAGUCCCUUUGCGUAUUUUGCUGGUAUUGUGGGCUGUCCUAGUCGGCAUAUCCCGUGUCGUACUUGGUCGCCAUCAUCUGACGGAUGUCGGGUGCGGUUUUGCCUUGGGAUUCCUCCAUUAUACUUUAGUGGAGAUGGUGUGGUUGUCCUCUAACACUUGCCAGACUCUUAUUUCCAUAGGAACAUUCAAUUGGAGCCCAUUUUAUUGACCAUUGGAUGUCAUCUAAAGGAUUUCCAAUGUCUUUGCGUCUUUCAUAUAUAAAGUCCCCUCCACCUAUAUUUAAAGGUACAUCCACAGCAUUGUUAUUAUUUUCUUAAACAUUGCCCUAAACAGCACAUAAGCCUGAUUUGACUUUUUUAUUUUUAUUUCUGGCAAAGCAAUAUAAAGUUAAAGAAAAGCAUGAGGUGCACAUUUGUUUUAACACCUAACAUCGUCAUAACCCGUAUGUGUGAUAGAUAUAGAUCGGCUGAUGGAUUUUAAUGAUCACAGUCUGUGAACGAAACAUCUGCUCAGGGACUUUCUCAUGCAGCAUAAAUAAUCAAGUCAGAUUUCUAUUUUCUUGUAAUUGUACGUAAUUUUUGAAAUAUUUACGAUGUAUUUGAGGAAUAGUUGUGAAUGAAAUGACUGUGUACUGCUUUACGAGAGAUUAUGGACAAUUUUAGACUUUUUGGACUGUAUAGGUUGUCCGGGGUAUAAAUCCAGUUAUAUUCAUAUCACAUUACACUGAAUGUAGCAGAUUUGUAUUAAUAAAAUUUCAUCAGUAUUUAUACGGAAUAUUUCAAGCACAUGUCUCACUUUUUCUUUCAAAAAUUGGUAAUAUUCAAACAUGCAUAAAUUGGAAAUUGUAUAUUGUUAAAUUCCAAAUUCUGCAAGCCCCAUUUGUGCCAUUUUGUAUGAAUUCCACUGAAGUACAGGCCUUUCAUAAAAACAUGAAUCCUGUAAAUGAUCCAUGUGAUGGAUGAUAACUGUAAACCAACAGUCUUGUACGAUUGUACAAAUAAAAAAACGCAUAAAACUA